This is a messenger RNA of Acanthaster planci (crown-of-thorns starfish), 4553 nucleotides long. It is a transcript of the gene kri1, whose product is annotated as KRI1 homolog. Lineage: Eukaryota; Metazoa; Echinodermata; Asteroidea; Valvatida; Acanthasteridae. Gene Ontology annotation, cellular component: 90S preribosome; nucleolus. The record is from RefSeq and is a predicted model, not a curated record. Gene Ontology annotation, biological process: endonucleolytic cleavage in ITS1 to separate SSU-rRNA from 5.8S rRNA and LSU-rRNA from tricistronic rRNA transcript (SSU-rRNA, 5.8S rRNA, LSU-rRNA).
CAAUGGAGAAUCAGUCGGGUAUUUGUCUCUAGCGACACAUAGAGCUACAUUUCACGUAUGUUUUUGUUUUCCAGACUAUAAUAAAACUCCAGCAUGUCGGAAAGCGACGAUGACUUAGAGUUUCGUAUCAACACAAAAUUUGCCGAAAGCUACAAUAAAUGGAGGAGAAAAGAGGAACUACAGAAGUUGAAGGACAGAUAUGGGGAGGACAUAACUGACGAACUGUCCAGCUCCUCCGAGGAAGAAGAUGAAGAAGCAGAGGGUCUUACAGCCCAAAUUGAGAAGGAUUUCCUGAAGACGCUGUCCUAUGUGAAGAGCAGGGAUCCAAGGAUCUAUGACAAGGAUGCAAAGUUCUAUCAUGAUAAAGAAUCGUCGUAUGAGGAAAGCUCCAAUGAAGAUGCCCCACCUAAAAAGAAGAAAAAACAGGGCAAGAAAGCCAAGGAAGAAAAACCUGUCUUCCUCAAGGACUAUGAGCGGAAGAUCAUCACAGAGAAAGGAGGUCGCUAUAGCGAUGAGGAAGAAGAUGAUGAGGAGAAUGAAGAGCAGUUUGGAAGGGCAGCAUCACCUACUUAUGUCCAGGAGCAAGAAAUGAUCAAAGACAGUUUUCAAAAAGCCCUGCAGAGCACUGACGAAAGUGAUGACGAUACUCUCUUGAAAAAGAGACAGAAAACGGCCAAAGAAAAGAAAUCUGAGGAGGAGGAGUACAUCCAAUGGAUGAAGGGACAGAAGGAGACAGUGGAUGAUGAGAAGACAGCUCAAGAUACUGCUGAGAUGGAAGCUUUGAAAAGAUAUUGGACUGAUCCAAAUCUGGAGGAGGGGGAGAAAUUCUUGCGAGAUUUCAUUCUGAACAAAGGCUACAAAGCUAAAGAUGAGGAAAGAGAUGACCCAGCCACUGAGCUAGAAGAGGCAGAUUUCUCCGAGGAGGAACGACUUCUAGAUGCCCAGGAUGAAUUUGAGAGGAAAUACAACUUCCGCUUUGAGGAACCUGAUUCAGAAUUUAUCAAACGUUACCCACGGACAAUGGCUAGUUCAGUGCGUGCCAAGGACAACAAGAGAGCCCUCAAGAGGCAAGACCGGAAAGAGAGAAAGCAACAGGAGAAGAAACGAAAGCAGGAAGAUCUCAAACAGCUGAAGAACCUCAAGAAACAGGAAAUCCUGGACAAAUUGGAGAAGCUACGCCAAGUGACUGGCAAUGCCACUGUUGGCUUUGAGGAUAUUGACCUUGAAGGAGACUUUGACCCAGAAGAGCAUGAUAACGCCAUGAAAAAAGUUUUCAAUGAGCAGUAUGACUUGUUGCCUGAGGAAGACACAAAGCCAGAGUUUGAGCAUGAAGACUGGGAAGAAGAGAAUUGGGAUGCAUGGGAUGGACGAGACUACGAAAAAGAGGAAUAUUACCAAGAUGAUUACAAAGAGCCACACUGUGAUGAUCCAGAUUUUAUUAUGGAUGCCGACUAUGACCCAUCCCUCUCAAAGCAAGCUAACAAGGAACGGAAGAUUGCCUUGGAGCAAGAACUGAUUGGAUCAUCCAAGAAGAAGAAGAAAAAGAGAAUGUCUAAAUUUGCUGAGGUUGUGAACGCCAAGAAACCUGUCUUUAAUCCAAAUGAAAAAACAUACGAGGACUAUAUCGAAGAAUUCUACAAGCUAGACUAUGAGGAUAUGAUUGAUGACCUGCCUUGUCGCUUCAAGUAUCGCAAAGUCAUCCCCAAUGACUUCGGAUUGACAACUGAAGAGAUUCUCUCUGCUAAGGAGCGAGAGUUAAACCAGUGGGCUUCACUUAAGAAGACUUGCCAGUACAGGACGGAGGAAGAAGAAGAGAUGGACAGAAGGAUCUUUGCCAAAAAAGCCAAAAAUGUUGCCAAGAAGCAACGCAUCUUCCUCAGUCUCUUGGAGAAUCCGAGUGAUAGUGAACACAGUGGAGAUGAAGCAAAACCAAAGAAAUCAAAGGCCUCCAACUCUUCCAAUAAAUUACCCUCUUCCAAAACAGAAAAAUGGGGAAAGAAACCUCCCAAGGAUUCAACUACUCCUGCCUUACUUGAGACAAGUCAUUGGGGAAAGGUAAAAACAAACUCAUCUGCAGUCAAAAACAGUGGCAUAUCCAUUGGUAAUAACCAUGAAGGUACGCUCAAAUCAGAAACAAAUUCAAAUGGAAUUCAAGAUCCAAUAAACCAUGAAAAAUCUUCACUGACGAAGAACAAACUGAAAAAGAAAAAACAGGCACCAAAGGAAGCUGAACCGGAGCCAAUGGAAUCCAAGUCCAGAGGUACCACUGAGAAAAGGAACAAAGCAAACAGGGGAUUCAGCACUUCCAUAAAACACCAGCAAGUGGUUGUGAAAACAGGGGAAGGUAAACAAGAAGUUAAAAGAGAUGUGGAAGGAGAAGAGACAGAUGCUAAACAACUUCCAAAGAAGAAACAGAAAUGGAAGAGAAGCCACACUGAAGACAGUCCUAAAGGACCAGUCAUUGAUGUUUACACUCGUGAAAUGUCGGGCCUAUCAGAUUCAUCUACCAUUAAGAAAAGUAAUGCAUUGCAUGUGGAUCCCACUUCUGCUACCAAAACUGAUGAUGACACGAAUAGGACAGAGAAAAAGAAACGGAAGGGUAAAAUAGGAAAAGUUCAAAAUGAUUCUGACCAGAGAAAAAUAGAAUUAGUCCCACAUGAAUCAGAUGUGGAUGUUAAAAACCAAGUAAGUAUUAGUACUGGCUCAUCUUCCACAGCAGGCAGGACUACCUCCAAAAAGAAGAAAAAGAAAUUGGAAAGUAGUGAUCAGAAACUUGACUUGAAUCCAAAGCUAAACCAGAGCAGUAAAGCAACUCAAGGCAGUGACCCUAAAGGUCUUCACCCUGACCCAAUGAAGCUGUUGACAGGAACAUCUCCAGUUAAAAAGUUGGACUUUGCAUGUGUGAAGGUAAAAUUCAAACAGCAACGCCUGUCAACAGAAUCAGCUAGGAUCAAACAGGCAUCUAAGAAACUCCCCACGGCAGAAUGCAAAGAUUCCCCACAGAAAGUUCAGCCUGCAUCAGUGGCAUCCCCAUUGCCCAAGAAGAAACGGCGGACAAAAAGGAAAGUAAACAUUCACCGGCCUUCAGUAGUUAGCCCCACUAGCAGCAAAUCCAAGAGUAACAGGACACGUAACAAAAACCGCAACAGGAAACUUGCAAGGAAAGUGCAAGGAGCACAAGGUGCAACAAGACCGACUGUCUCAGAUGCCAGACUCAAGGCGUAUGGAAUCAAUCCUAAAAAGCAUGUAUUCAGGAUGAAAUACCUGAGAGAAUUGGAAGCAAAGAAACAUCGCAAACAGAACCAAGAUCCAUAGAGCACUUAGCUCAUCAAUUUAGUUUGCAUGGCAUGUUAGUUACCAACCAUGCUACAGUUAAUGGGAUUACCAACAGUAGUCUGUUUUUUGGCAAGAAAAUGAAUGGGCAAUCAUCAAAAGUUUAGAAGACAUUUAAGAACUUCUUGUUAAUUGGUGUUUUAAUAGGUAUGAUUGUUUCAUGGGGGGAUACGAGUAAGUACAGGUAUCAUUAGCGUCCAUAUCCUUAAACGAUCACACACAUAUUGGGUGUAUUUGGAAUCCUAUUCUUAUGAGACUCAUGAACAGUGUUCUUGGGUCAUUGAUUACCAACGCCGAAGUGCAAAAGAAGUGCAGCUGCGAUGAAGAUGGCAGUCGCCAUUUUGACACCAAAUAAAAAAAAUGGCAUGACAUUUGCCAUCUCACAUAAACUAAAAUCCCUAAAUAUUCAUAUUAAAUGGUCAGGGUAAAUUUGCUCCAAUAGCCAUGAGUAUUUGCCCAGGGUUUUAUUUUCCUUAUUGUGAGUGUUUUCUAUUUUAUGCAACAAAGCCAACAUUAGGUUACGGUAUGUGCCUAUAUCCGCCAUCUUUGUUCUUGAUGUUUUCAUCCACUCCCCACUCUCCGGGGAGUGAGAAUCUUGUUUGCGAACAAUGUUCGUGUAUUGAUUCUCCUUGUUCAUAUCCCCGUUCUCGUAUUCAUCUAACACAAGAACAGGGUUCCAAAUACGCUCAUUUACUCCCACUCAUGAAAACAAAUUCAAAAAAUAUAAAUUUCCAAUGAAUUGUUGAAACAAUUUUACUUCAUUUUUGAAACUCUUUCUAGCCAUGCCGUAGUACAUGUAUGUUCCUCUUACAAGCAAUCACAUUAAGUCUCUUGGUAUAGAGAUUGGUGCGCACGUGAUGCCUACUGCAUGAGGUGGUGCAUAGCCAAUAGGUGCUUUAUCAUGACCAGCUACAUGAAGGGGUCUUGACCAAGAGGAAUGGCUAAACUAUCUUACGUCUUUAUGAAUAGGUUAUAAUGCUGGAACUAAUAAUCUUGGAACAAAACCAAAUAUCUCAGUUUAAACAAGGAUCUUGUCAAAAGUGAAUUGUAGAUUUUUACUUUUGCCAGCAAAUGUUCUUUUGCAUGUAAAUCUUUUAAACUUGAGUGCUAAAUAAUGAACUUGACAUCUGAAGGUGUUCACAAGAUAAACAUUGCAUAACAUUUAGCCUGUAUGAAUUGCAGAUUCCAAUGAAAUGCAUACUUAAUUGAGAUUUGCCAGA